UUAUUCCAGUUAGUUAAUUGAUUUGUUCUUUUGAGCAGAUUCCAAAGAUUGCUCAAAUGGUGAAAGCAAGGGAACUGCUCACAUUGUUGCUGGAGCUGUAGUAGGAGCAUUUGGCCUAGCGUUUGUUAUAUUAGGAAUCCUUUGGUGGAAAGGAUACAUGCCAGGCAAAAGGGGGAGAAAGAAAGAUAGAGAAGGACUUGAUGGGCAGACAGGGACUUUUACCUUAAGACAAUUAAAAGCUGCCACUAAUGACUUCGAUUCUGCUAACAAAAUCGGAGAAGGUGGUUUUGGUCCUGUGUACAAGGGUCAAUUGCCUGAUGCUACAGUGAUAGCCGUUAAGCAGCUUUCAUCCAAGUCAAGGCAGGGAAAUCGUGAAUUCUUAAAUGAGAUGGGCAUGAUUUCUUGUUUCCAGCACCCAAAUCUUGUGAAGCUUCAUGGAUGUUGUAUUGAUGGAGGUCAGCUAUUGCUGGUCUAUGAGUAUAUGGAAAACAAUAACCUUGCACGAGCAUUGUUUGGUCGAGAAAAUCAUCUUAAACUGGACUGGCCAACAAGUCGUAAUAUUUGUAUUGGGAUAGCAAGAGGACUAGCUUUUCUCCAUGAAGAAUCUGUACUUAAAAUUGUUCACCGAGACAUCAAAGCUACUAAUGUGCUGCUUGAUCGGGACUUGAACCCUAAAAUAUCCGACUUUGGAUUAGCAAAGCUUGAUGAAGAGGAGAAGACGCACAUGAGCACCCGAGUAGCUGGGACCAUAGGAUACAUGGCACCAGAAUAUGCAUUAUGGGGUCACCUGACGUACAAAGCAGAUGUUUACAGUUUUGGAGUAGUGGCCUUGGAAAUUAUUAGUGGGAAGAACAACAAUAAUUAUAUCCCAAGUGAUGACUGGGUUUGCCUUUUAGAUUGGGCUUGUCAUUUGCAACGAACUGGAAACUUGUUGGAGCUAGUUGAUGAGAAGUUAGGGUCCGAGGUCGACCAAAAAGAAGCAGAGAUCAUGGUUAAAGUGGCUCUGAUUUGUACAAAUGCCUCUGCAUCACUUAGGCCUAGCAUGUCCGAGGUGGUGAGCAUGCUUGAAGGACAAAUCCCUGUUCCUGACGUGAUCCCAGAACCAAGUACCUAUAGAGAAGAUUUGAGGUUUAAGGCCAUGAGAGACCUCCACCGGCAGAGGCAAGAUCAUAGUUUAAGUAUCAGUGGAACACAGCAUUCAACUACGGUCCACACAUUCGAGUCUACCUCUACGUCCGGCCUUGAAUUCUCUGAAAUCAAUCCAGACUCAACACCCUCUUGACAGUUGUGGACAUUCUGGUUCUAUAGUAG
Messenger RNA from Prunus avium (sweet cherry), 1311 nucleotides. Lineage: Eukaryota; Viridiplantae; Streptophyta; Magnoliopsida; Rosales; Rosaceae. The record is from RefSeq and is a predicted model, not a curated record.